AGUUGAAAAGUGAGGAAAUAGAUAAUGAAAGCGAAAAUGAAAUAGUGGACGAAAUAAUAGAUAAAAUAGAUAAAAUGGCAAGUGAAAUGAUGAAUAAAAAAAUAGAUGAAAUGGUAGAUGAAAGUAUGGAUAUUUACGAGAGUGCAAAUAAAAAGGUAAAUGAAAGUGCAAAUGAAAGGAUAAAUGAAAAGGCAAAUGAAAGG
This is a messenger RNA of Racocetra persica, 203 nucleotides long. The record is from the annotation of a GenBank genome assembly. Lineage: Eukaryota; Fungi; Glomeromycota; Glomeromycetes; Diversisporales; Gigasporaceae.